AUGGACCCUGCCCGCAACCGCGCAGGGCCGAGGCCAAAGCCAGCUCCCCCCAAGCCCGUUUGUCAGUCAAGUUGCGGUGGAGUCUUCGACGAAAAUAACCCCCUCCUCGAAAUAACCUGUCCUUGCGGGUUCGGAUACUAUGAUAAGGAGCGACACCGCUUUAUACCCGGGUCAUUGGUCAGGGGUGGCAAUGCGCCGACCAGAGAAGAAUACGUGGCCCACGUCCGAAGUUGCGAACAACGCGAGGAGGGCGCACCCAUUUUGACACCAUUUUCUGGCCAAAUAUUCCACGGGGCGAAGAUCACGGCGAAGAACUGCACACUGAAGAAAGGACUCAUCGAGAAAGAGGUGCUUGAAUUUUACCUCAACUCGAUUCUCCACAAGGUUGUGCACAUCGAUGAAAAACCCGACGAGUACAUCAUCUACGGUAUAGAUUCAAUAUCACCAAUAGACCAGCAAAACAUUCACAAUGAUUCUCGUGCAUGGACACGGGAGGCAAUAUCAACGAACGAUGAGCUGCUAUACGGGGACUCCGAAGUUGCCAAAAGACGGAUGGAGAGCGCUGGAAUUAGCACAGAUCAGUCAAGCUCCCCUGAGCGGGAUGCAACCCUUUAUGAGAAGAAUAGUUCGACCCGCAGCGACGACGGCCAUGGUCGGAUUCCAUCAUAUUCUAGGCCUCCUAAUUCUAGUUAUAGGGCCGCCUUGUACCGUUUCCCCAGCGACAACCUUGCCUCAAGCCCUCCGACCACUAGCGCCAGUUACGGUACCCCUUCCUUUACGUCGUAUACCGCGAAUCCGAUAACCAGAGCUAACCCCAUCUUCCCUGGUCCUGCAGGCCCUCCAAAGGAUGUGGCCAUCAGCAGUGUGCCGACGAAAUAUCCUCUUCGUGAAAGAGCCGACUCUGCCAUAUCAGUUCCAGACGCGGAUGUAGAUCCAGGGGGAGCGGGAAGCAGACUACAAGUCACGUCCGGUUCGACUGGUCCCCGACGGCAAGAUCGGACGUAUCGCGACAGUCGACGAAGCAUGUCCCCUGAAGACGAGGCUCUGCAGAGGCCACCCCAACGCCCGGCGGCAAAGAGCGAGAGAUACAGUGGGCACUUAUCCCGUCGACCAGAACCCAAAGAAGAUCGAGGUCAAAAGCGACCAAAGUAA
This is a messenger RNA of Cladophialophora bantiana CBS 173.52, 1152 nucleotides long. RefSeq lists its product as uncharacterized. The transcript has 4 exons. NCBI's taxonomy places the organism in Eukaryota, Fungi, Ascomycota, Eurotiomycetes, Chaetothyriales, Herpotrichiellaceae. The record is from RefSeq and is a predicted model, not a curated record. Bases 1 to 1152 code for a protein of 383 amino acids.